AUGCAUCAGACUACAAAUAUGUACCAGUACAGUACCUCGAUCAUCGCAGCAUGUGUCACUGUCAUCGUUAUCCUUGUUGUGGUCAUCGUGGUCUUACUCGUCUACAUUUGGAAAAGAAAAGAAAAGUCAGCAAGGAAAAGAAGUUUGUCAGGUAUUAAAGGGGAGGACCUUGGAGCUUACGAGAAUGCCAAUCAGAUGGACGACGCCUCAAAUGUACGAGUGCAUGAGUCAGCCAAGGCAAGAAUUGCCGAUAAAGAAAUUUAUGAAACAAUCUGUGAAAACAGAGAUGAAGACGCCAGCACUCACCUCACGUCCACUCACCAAGGUGUAGCUUCUUUAUCUGCAAAAGAGAUGAAUACACGUGAUUCUUCAGCCGGUGCACUGCAGGGCCAAAACACCGUACCUUCAUUGCCACAGCAUUACGAAGAACUUACAAAUCUACCAAAGGGCCAAUUAUACGAGCCUCUUAAUAAACGCCACAUUAAGCAUAGCACUGAUGCGGCUGAUAAUCCAAGAACAUACGAACAACUGCAGCAGGAUGUGACAGGAAAAGAGUACCAGUCGUUGCAAAUCAUCUCAAAAAAAGAAGAAAGCAAAGUGUGAUUUUUUGUGUGUUUGUGUUUGGUCGCGAGUCAAAAGUAUUAAAGAGAGUUGGUUAACUCUUCAAUAUUGGCAA
This is a messenger RNA of Actinia tenebrosa (Australian red waratah sea anemone), 676 nucleotides long. RefSeq lists its product as uncharacterized. The record is from RefSeq and is a predicted model, not a curated record. Gene Ontology annotation, biological process: cellular response to lipopolysaccharide; immune response; negative regulation of T cell proliferation. Lineage: Eukaryota; Metazoa; Cnidaria; Anthozoa; Actiniaria; Actiniidae. Gene Ontology annotation, cellular component: external side of plasma membrane; membrane.